AUGCUGAUGAACAUUGCAGACCAUGCUAAAAAAUCAAAUCUUACAAAGAUAAUUGAGGAUCUUGGUGGCUCUGUUACAUCUGAUGGAAGAAGCUUGGGUGAUAUCACAUGCUUGGCUAAAAGAAAGCUUCAGAGAAGGCAGAUUUAUAAAAUGGAUUACAUUGUGAAAGAUGUUGAAUAUGAGUUGAAGUAUCGAACAUACUUAAGGAAUACAAUAGUUAAAGCAAGAGCAAAUCCCGGAGGCUUGCUUAAAGGAUUUGAAGUAUGCCUUGCAACUCAUGUGCAACCUCCUGUGAGUACUAUGUCAGCUAUUGUGAGGUCUGCAGGUGGAAAUGUGAUUAGGAGUGUUGAAAAAGCAAAGGAUUCAAGGAAAACGAUGUCAGCUGUGAAGAAAGGGAUUGCUACUUUUAGUAACGAGUGGUUUAUGAAUUGUGUCAUGAAAUAG
Molecule: messenger RNA, 444 nt
Organism: Lactuca virosa
Lineage: Eukaryota; Viridiplantae; Streptophyta; Magnoliopsida; Asterales; Asteraceae
Source: the annotation of a GenBank genome assembly